This is a messenger RNA of Pelecanus crispus (Dalmatian pelican), 596 nucleotides long. The record is from RefSeq and is a predicted model, not a curated record. Lineage: Eukaryota; Metazoa; Chordata; Aves; Pelecaniformes; Pelecanidae.
UAUAUGGAAAUUCUAUUUAUCGCAAGAGACAGAGUGAAGCCUUCCUAUGUAUUCCAGGUUCCAAAGUGACAAAAAUUGAAGCUACAGUGGUGCCCUGUACACAGAUUUCCAUGUCAUUUUUUGAUCGGCUAUACUCUGAAGGUGUUGUCAGAGAAACUGGAGAUAUUGUGAAAUGUUAUGAUGACUAUUACGAUGAUAUUCUCAUCUCUGAUGAAUUAAGGAAGGUCUUGCUUCUGGAAGAUUCAGACCAUUAUGACUUAUUCAGUCAAUUGGAUCGCAAGGAAUUUCUGUUCUGUCUUUUUAAGCACCUUUGCAUUGGAGGAACUCUUUGCCAGUUUGAAGAUGUAGUUGGCCCAUACUUAGAAACUACAAAAGCUUUAUAUAAAGACUUGGUGAGUGUUCAAAAGAAUCCUGAAACGAAAGAAAUAAGUAUUAUUUCUACAGUCUUCAGAGUGUCUGCAUAUGAUGACAGUGGCCUAUGCUACCCUUCAAGCAAAAGCCACCAGCAGACUUUUGCCUACUUGGUUGUGGAUCCCUGCAAACGCCACGUGCAUACUCUCUAUCACUGUUUUGGUGGAAGCUUAUUUACCAACUAG